This is a messenger RNA of Lolium perenne, 1575 nucleotides long. Lineage: Eukaryota; Viridiplantae; Streptophyta; Magnoliopsida; Poales; Poaceae. The record is from RefSeq and is a predicted model, not a curated record.
AAGAUGUCGCGGCGCCGUUUUUGCAAAAAACCCCUCCACGAAUUCCCGACCAAAAGUAGAGUCCCUCCUUCCCAAAUCCCCACCGUCUCCGCUUCGUGUCCGCGCCGCUGACCUCGCUCGCCGCCGUCGCCUGCGCCGCUCCCUCUCUGGCCACCACGCCGCUCGCCGCUCGCCGCCGCUCCGUUUCUGGCCACCAUGCUGUCCCACGCGCCGCUCCCUCGCCGGCCACCGCGCCCUCUCCCGUGUAGCUCGAGGAGCUAAAAGUUUAGCCACCCAAGAUUCCACCUUGGGCGUCCAUGGAGGCUGCGGCGCGGCACGACGACCAUGCGUAGCUGAUUUCGUCAUCCAUGGAGGCUGUGGCGCGGCGCGACGACCACGCGGAGCCGAUUUGAGCGCCUGCCUCCGCCGACGGCCGGCAGGCCGGAAUACGCCUUGUUCUGCUGCAGCACUGACUCAUCCACAACUUCACAUCUCGAUCCGCGUCUUCUCCUGCGAGCAGUCUGUGAUCUGGCUGGUAACACUCAGAUCAACUGAAUUUUGGUUCUCACCUGAGGCACGGGAGCCGCACCAGCAGCAGGAGCUCCACCUGCACCUGUGCGCUACCGAGGAUGAGCAGCGCCCCUUGCACUGAUGCGCUGCCGAGGAGGAGACAGCGGAGCAGAGCCGCAGCCGGCGAGCGCCCAAGCAGAUGAGGACAAGCAGCGCGACGGCGCAAGGAGGAGGGUAAGGCGCCGCGAGCAGAGCAAUCGCAGCGGCGCACGGAAGGACCUGGGGUGCGGCCGCAGGGAGGACGACGGCAAGCUCGGGCGCGGCCGCAGGGAAGACGACGGAAAGCUCGGGCGCGGCUGCAGGAAGGACGACGACGAGCUCGGCCGCUGCAAUUCGGACAAGAGCUCGGGCGCCGAAGGGAGGAUGACAACGAGCUCGGGCGUGACGGCACGUCGCAGGGAGGUCGACGGCAAGAUCGGGCGCGGCCGCAGGGAAGACGACGGCAAGCUCGGGCGCGGCCGCAGGGAGGACGACGACGAGCUCGGCCGCUGCAAUUCGGACAAGAGCUCGGGCGCCGAAGGGAGGAUGACAACGAGCUCGGGCGUGACGGCACGCCGCAGGGAGGUCGACGGCAAGAUCGGGCUCGGCCGCAGGGAAGACGACGGCAAGCUCGGGCGCGGCCGCAGGGAGGACGACGACGAGCUCGGCCGCUGCAAUUCGGACAAGAGCUCGGGCGGCGAAGGGAGGAUGACGACGAGCUCGGGCGUGACGGCGCGCCGCAGGCAGGACAAGAGCUUGGGCUCCGCAGCAAAGAUGACGUCCCAACGGAGCAGAGGAGUGCUUGCGGUGCCGCAGCAGGGAGGAAGACGCGAGAUCGAGCGCGGCUCUGCCGGACGUCGAGCGCGGCGCCGCCGGACGUCGAGGACGACGGCGGACGUCGACGGUGAGAGAAGAUCCGUAUUUGAAAUUUACAGAACAGGAUUUAGUUGGAGAAGAAAGGAACUAACAAGGGGGUUUUCAUAAAAAACCAUUUGUAUUACGCGUCCGACAUCUUUUGCGUGACGGAGGGAGUAUUACUUAAAACAA